Monodelphis domestica (gray short-tailed opossum) is the source of this 3671-nucleotide messenger RNA. RefSeq names its product solute carrier family 45 member 3 (gene SLC45A3). Gene Ontology annotation, biological process: transmembrane transport. Lineage: Eukaryota; Metazoa; Chordata; Mammalia; Didelphimorphia; Didelphidae. The record is from RefSeq and is a predicted model, not a curated record. Gene Ontology annotation, molecular function: sucrose:proton symporter activity. Gene Ontology annotation, cellular component: membrane.
CUCGUUAGCCGCCCUCGAACUUCGCCGCGUCCCAGCAGCUGUAGGGGUCCCUUGCAGGCGAGUGCCUCUGAGGAGCUGACGCCCAGGGAGCACCUCUGGACGUACCACCUGGGAGAACGCACCCACCUGAGUGGAGAAGGGUACUCUACCUUAGGAUCUUGCUCAGACUAAAGGGCCUCGGAGUGAGCCCAGCCGUUUGCUGAGCUUCGUGCUCCGUCUCUGGAAAAGGAGGUCCGAAUGAGGGGAUGCGAAGAGAAAGAAAACCGAGGAAACCCGGCCCCUGCUUGCCUCUGUGUCCGUGUAGGGAUGGAGAAGGGUCAAGAUUGCUAAGAUGUGCCCACAUCGAGGAAUUGUUUUGCUACUGGACACUUGUCACAGUCAAGGAAACUGAGCCUGAAUCAGGGUGACAGGAGAGAUGAGGGGUUCCUGCAUGAGCCAGAGGCAGCUGGGAGCUGAGCACCAGAGGAUAGGUCUUGGGACCUGGAGUAUAGCUGAGUCUUGCUUCUGCUGUGUCAUCUGAUUCACAGUCCCCACAUUGUCCAAGUUUUCCUGGCUGGUCAUGGCCCAGAAACUGUGGGCAACCCGGCUGCUCCGGCACCGGAAAACCCAGCUGCUGUUGGUCAAUCUGCUGACCUUUGGCCUAGAAGUCUGUCUGGCUGCAGGGAUCACCUAUGUGCCACCUUUGCUACUGGAAGUUGGGGUGGAAGAGAAGUUUAUGACGAUGGUCCUGGGCAUCGGCCCUGUCCUGGGCUUGGUCUCCGUGCCCCUCCUGGGCUCAGCCAGCGACCACUGGCGCGGCCGCUACGGACGCCGGCGCCCCUUCAUCUGGGCCCUGUCCCUGGGCGUCUUGUUAAGUCUCUUUCUCAUUCCUCGAGCGAGUCGCCUGGCCGGGCUGGUGUACCCGGACGCCCGGCCCCUGGAGCUGGCCCUGCUCAUCCUGGGUGUGGGGCUGCUGGAUUUCUGUGGCCAGGUGUGCUUCACCCCACUGGAGGCCCUGCUCUCUGACCUCUUCCGAGACCCAGACCACUGCCGCCAGGCCUUCUCCGUGUACGCCUUCAUGAUCAGCCUGGGGGGCUGCCUGGGCUACCUGCUGCCCGCCAUUGACUGGGACGCCAGCGCUCUGGCCCCCUACCUCGGUACUCAGGAGGAGUGCCUCUUCGGCCUGCUCACCCUCAUCUUCCUCAUGUGCAUGGCGGCCACGCUGCUGGUGGCCGAGGAGGCGGCCCUGGGCUCCUCCGACCCUCCGGAGGGGCUUCCGGUGCUUCCUGCGCCUUCUCGGUGCUGCCCGUGCCGGGCCCGCCUUGCAUUCCGGAACCUGGCUGCCCUGGUGCCCCGACUGCACAGGCUCUGCUGCCGGGUGCCCCGGGCCCUCCGAAGGCUCUUUGUAGCCGAGCUGUGCAGUUGGAUGGCCCUCAUGACGUUUACACUCUUCUACACUGACUUUGUAGGCGAAGGCCUGUAUCAGGGGGUGCCGCGGGCUGAGCCAGGCACAGAUGCUCGGCGACACUAUGAUGAAGGUGUUCGCAUGGGUAGCCUGGGGCUCUUCCUGCAGUGUACGAUCUCCUUGUUCUUCUCACUGGGUAUGGACCGACUGGUGCAUCGCUUUGGGACCCGGGCGGUGUAUCUGGCCAGUGUGUUUGCCUUCCCAGUGGCUGCUGGUGUGACAUGCCUCUCCCGGAGUGUGGCUGUGGUCACUGCUUCAGCUGCCCUCACAGGCUUCACAUUUUCUGCCCUGCAGAUCCUGCCUUAUACCCUGGCCUCCCUUUACCACCGAGAGAAGCAGGUAUUCUUGCCCAAAUACAGAGGAGAAAGCAGCAGCAAUAGUGGUGGUGACAGCCUAACCACCAGCUUCUUGGCAGGCCCCAAAGCUGGGGGACCCUUUCCUAAUGGACAUUCAGGGGCUUCCAAUGCCGGCCUCUUUCCUUCCUCCCCCCCACUGUGUGGGGCCUCCCCUUGUGACGUGUCGGUGAGGAUGGUGGUCGGGGAGGCAGCCGAGCCUGGGGGUCCAGGCCGGGGCAUCUGCCUGGACCUAGCGGUCCUGGACAGCGCCUUUCUCCUCUCUCAGGUGGCACCAUCCUUGUUCAUGGGCUCCAUCGUCCAGCUGAGCCAGUCGGUCACAGCCUACAUGGUGUCAGCGGCGGGCCUUGGGGUGAUAGCCAUCUAUUUCGCCACUCAGGUGGUCUUUGACAAAAGUGACUUGGCUAAGUAUUCCAUCUAGGUGUCUCCUGAGCCCCGGAGGAGGGCCCCUCUCGCCCUUUCGUUCCCGCCUUUCUCCCUCCCUCCAUUUCUGUAUCUGUCCUCCUCCCACCUCGUCCAAGACUUGGAUUGGGAACGGCUGAGAAUCCCAGCUCAGCCUCCCUUUUCUCUCUCCUCUCGGAGUUUGUGGGUUUCAAAAUCCCGUUCCUGUCACUGCCAAAGUGGAGGGGGGCAGCUCUUUGCUGGCCCCCCCAGUACUCAGCUCAAGAGACGACUGAUGAGCGGGGGGCCUGGUGCCUCUGGGCUCUGUUGCACACUCUUCCUCUCUUCAUUCCCUCACAGACCUGGGGGGUGACUGAAGCAGAGGAGCCCCGGGGCAGCCGGGGCUGGUUUCCCGGCUGACCUGAAAGCCUGAAGUCCUGGCUUCUAGUUGGGGAGGUGGGGGCCGCCGAGGGCCUCACGGGUGGCUUUGUGUUCAUGGUUUGGGAAACAGCACGGGUCUUUGAGACCCUAGGGAUAAGAGCGAAGGCCCGGAGUUAGGACGGAUGAGAAAAAGGGAUGAUUUAUAGGAUGGACAAACCAAAGAGGCCAGCCUCUCCUCUUCCUACCCCAUCCCCUCCCCAGAAAUCUCUCAUGCGCCUCUUCCUCUCUGUCCUUGGGGAUUGCUCCUCCUAAGGCUGCUGCCACACAGGAAGUUUGAACCUGAGACUUCCCCCACCUUGCCCCAACCCCAGGAUUGGAAAAUGUGAAAAAAAAAUGGGCCUCUUCCCAGACCCUACUUUUAUACUUUCUUCGGCUUUUUCCCCCAUCCCCUUCCACCGCUCAUUUGAUCAAUACCCGAAAACUCUUCCCCAUUCCACCAGGCAGGUCUUGUGUUUUCCUGUUUAAUCCCCCCAAGGUCUUUAAACGUUUAACUUAUUUAUUUACCAGAUGUGGGGCAGUUGCUAACUCGAGUAUUAGCUUUUGCAGGGCCUGGUUCCCUGUCGGCUGAGCCAAGCCUGUCACUGCCAUUCUGGGAGUGAUGGUUCUAGAAGCUAAAUAAUGAUGUCUCUCGCUUAGCCAGGUGCCAGGGGUUCUGCCCCCCUGGUCUUGUUAAAAUGGUCACCACAGUGCCUUGGCCCACCUUUCCACCCUCCCCGGUCUCACAGCCACCCCUGCUCUUCUCUCUUGGCUUUGGCAUCCCUUCUCGCGCCGUGGAUCCGUCUCUCACCAUGACACCCCCCUCCCCGCCUCCUCCCUUCUCAGGCUUCUUGCCUCUCAGCCCCAGAAGGCAUACACUGUGCCUGGGGGGGCGCAGGAUCUCAGGAGCACCCCUGCCUGGGCCAGGAGGUCUUACCUCGGGGGUGUAAGUGCUGUUUGCAAUAAUGUUUUAUGUCUUAUUUAUUUAGCUAAGUGAAUAUUUUGUACAGUGUGCAAGCAAUCAGAGUAUAAAGUUUAUUAAGGUGAAAUAAAGAAGCUUCGUAUAUAUUUAAUAA